AUGAGACAAGAAUUAGAUGGUGUGGUUACCGCAAUUGCUUCUCUGCAACAGUCUAUUAAUGAAUUGAUCAAGCGUUCUGAUACCGGCACCAGUCAUUCGAAGAAACCGUCGUUUUAUAAGGCUUCCACUGAUCCAGAUGGUGACGGAUCGAGUAUUAUGGGCAAACACAAACCGGCUCCGGUGUAUUUAGCGAGAUUUAACGACGAGAAUCCGGAACGAUGGCUUGCUCAGGCGAGCCGUUAUUUCGAGUUUUACGAGAUUCCGGAGCUCGACCGACUGACCCUCUCUUCGUUUUACCUUGAUGAUGAUGCUGCCGAUUGGUAUGAUUGGUUACGUCGACAUCACCGGGUCACGAAUUGGGAAGGUUUCACGGCGGCUCUCUUGAAGCGAUUCAGAUCGGCUGAGUUCGAAGAACCUGAAGGUUUGCUUGCUAAACUGUAUCAAAACUCCACUGUUGCUGAUUAUCGUUCCAAAUUUGAGGCGAUUUCCGACCGCACUAUGCCUCUUCCGGAGGAAUUUCUGAUUAGUUGUUGGAUAUCGGGUCUCCGGUCAGAUAUCAAACAAUCCGUUAUUUGUCAUGGGCCGGUCACUCUUGAAGAUGCAAUGGAUAAGGCCCAGUUGCAUGAACGACGGAUCCAAUUUGAAAAGGGUUCGGGUCGGGUUUCUCUUGGAUCUUCAAAACCCUUAUUACCUACACCCAAAUCAACCCCGAUAGCUCUUCCGCCCCCUUCUCCAGUUUCACCUAAACCAGCCACUACGUCCACAUCUAAGGUUGGAUUUCGUCACUUAUCAUCGGCAGAAAUGGAUCAGAAACGCUCGCAGGGCUUGUGUUUUCUAUGUGACGAGAAAUACACUUGGGAUCACAAGUGUAAAUCCGCUCCACAACUCCUCUUUUUUGACGACGACCCACCCGAUUUGGGCGAUUCACCGACUUCGCCAUCUUCCGAAGGUACUGAUUUAUUAUUAGCUGAAAAAUUGCAACUAGACGAAGUAAAAACUCAAUCGGCUAUUUCUUAUAAUGCUUUGUCGGGAGGUUGUUCAUCUACUACGUUACGUUUUACCGGGUUGGUUCAGGGGAAAGAGGUGCAGGUAUUGUUAGAUGGAGGUAGUACCCACUGUUUUGUGCAAACGAGAAUCGCUAACUUCCUUAAUCUCACCAUUGAAUCAAUCGAACCCUUCUCUGUGUUGGUUGGCAGUGGCGAACGCCUUCCGUGUUCCGGGUUGGCUAAGGCUGUGGAACUUGUUAUACAGGGGCAUUCAGUUGUGGCAGAUUUUUAUGUGUUACCCUUGCAAGGUUGGGAUAUUGUGUUGGGAGUUUCUUGGCUAGCGACCCUUGGACCGGACCAACAGGUGAAAUGGCAGGGUGAUGUUCCUACAGCUCAAGAGAUACAAUUCCAUGGGUUUCGAAAAUUGGUUCACUCAAAGGGUAUUGGUCAAUUAUACCACUUAAGUCUGCUACCUCCGGAGUCUAGCCCACCUACUUACCCUUCUGAAUUACAAGACAUUUUGACUAGCUUCUCCGCUGUUUUUAACCCACCCAUGGGCUUACCACCGACCAGAUCUCAAGAUCGCCACAUUGAAUUAUUACCAGCUAGUAAACCGGUGACUGUUCGACCUUACCGAUAUCCUCACUUUCAAAAACAAGAAAUUGAACGGUUGGUUAAGGAGAUGCUCCAACAGGGGAUUAUUCGUCCAAGUACGAGUGCGUUUUCUUCCCCGGUAUUAUUGGUCCGCAAGAAGGAUGGUACUUGGCGAUUUUGUGUUGACUAUCGUGCGUGGAAUUCCAUCACGAUACGGGAUCGAUUUCCUAUACCAUCGGUGGAUGAGUUGUUUGAUGAGUUACACGGGGCCCGUUAUUUUUCUAAAGUAGAUUUAUUGGCGGGAUAUCACCAAAUUCGUAUUGCUAGCGGUGAUGCUAUGAAAAUCGCUUUUCGCACCCAUGACGGGCACUACGAGUUUUUGGUUAUGCCCUUUGGGCUUACCAAUGCCCCGUCCACAUUUCAACGUCUUAUGAACGACGUGUUUCGGCCCUUUCUUCGUCGGUUUAUCUUAGUUUUCUUCGACGACAUUUUGAUCUAUAGUAAAUCUUGGUCAGACCACUUACAUCACCUCACCGUUACCCUACAAAUAUUACUCGAUAACCAAUUGGUUGCUAAGCUAUCCAAAUGCGUCUUCGGUCAACCUCAAGUCGCUUAUCUCGGUCAUAUAAUCUCUUCUUCGGGUGUGGCUGUGGAUCCCGACAAAAUUAUCACGUUACAACAAUGGCCGAUUCCUCAAAAUGUACAAGUCCGCAGGUUUUUGGGCCUUACCGGCUACUACCGUUGUUUUAUCAAAAACUAUGCUUCCAUUGUCGGGCCCUUAACCAAUCUUCUCCGAAAAGACGCGUUUUGCUGGACCGACUCCACCUUACAAGCCUUCAAUACAUUAAAGAAUCUCCUGAGUUCCACACCUAUUUUACGACUCCCGGAUUUCUCAAAACCCUUUACCGUGGAGAGUGAUGCUUCGGGUACCGGUGUUGGGGCGUUAUCACAAGACAAACACCCACUCGCUUAUUUUAGUAAGAAGCUCUGCCCUCGUAUGCAGCACGCUUCUACUUAUCAUAGAGAAAUGUAUGCGAUUACGCAAGCCAUAUCCAAAUGGAGACAAUAUUUAUUGGGUCAUCGUUUCACUAUCAUCACUGAUCAACAGUCCCUUAAACAACUUCAAGGUCAGGGACGGUUUUUGGUUCCGAACAACCACUCCCUGCAGCGGCUGAUUCUCUUGGAAUUCCACUCGUCGACCUUGGGUGGCCAUUCCGGUGUUACUCGCACAUAUCAGCGUUUGGCUGCCACUUUUUAUUGGAAAAAUAUGAAGGCCACAGUCAGGGAGUUUAUCGCUCAGUGCCAAGUUUGUCAACAAACUAAGCCUUCCUCCUUAUCUCCGGGUGGAUUGCUGCAACCGCUUCCUAUUCCACAGGCUGUGUUUGAGGAUAUUGCUCUUGAUUUCAUUACGUGUUUACCUAAUUCGCAUGGGAAAACUGUUAUAAUGGUGGUUGUCGAUCGGUUGUCCAAGUAUGGACACUUCAUUGCCUUACCAUCUUCUUUCAAUAGUUUUACAGUUGCCACCGCCUUCAUUAAUGAUAUUGUUCGCCUCCAUGGUAUUCCCUUAACUAUCGCCUAA
Molecule: messenger RNA, 3159 nt
Organism: Helianthus annuus (common sunflower)
Lineage: Eukaryota; Viridiplantae; Streptophyta; Magnoliopsida; Asterales; Asteraceae
Exons: 3
Coding region: 1-3159 (1052 amino acids)
Molecular function (GO): nucleic acid binding
Source: RefSeq, a predicted model, not a curated record